Orbicella faveolata is the source of this 14599-nucleotide messenger RNA. RefSeq lists its product as uncharacterized. Gene Ontology annotation, cellular component: dendrite; neuronal cell body; guanyl-nucleotide exchange factor complex. The record is from RefSeq and is a predicted model, not a curated record. Lineage: Eukaryota; Metazoa; Cnidaria; Anthozoa; Scleractinia; Merulinidae. Gene Ontology annotation, molecular function: guanyl-nucleotide exchange factor activity. Gene Ontology annotation, biological process: small GTPase-mediated signal transduction; regulation of dendrite morphogenesis.
GGAUAAGCUCCGGCCUGAUGAGCCACUUGGCUCUUAUGCAGACUUUACUUACCUACCAUUAUUAUUAAUUAUAUCUUUUCCUCGUAUCGCGCACUGGCAAGUUUAAACUCACAGUUAUUCUGCUCCUGUUGUAGGCGCCUUCAAAGCUCAACCAGCUCUACUAAGAGCGUUGUAUCAGUCACGUUGAAGCGCUGAAUGUUUUCAAUCUCCUAUUGUGAACACAACUGCGAUAACAAUUUCCUUAUUUCUUACUGUAACUGCCCAGUAGAAGGUAGUCAGUCUCAUCGACGUGCGAUAGUGUACUAAGAGUCGUGAAGCAAACCUGCCAAAGACUUCACUGAUCAUGAAAAUUCGCAAUUUCUUAGUCAACGCACGUACACAAUACAUCAUUAACUUGAUUGAAUACCAUUCAUUACCAAUCAAUUCAUCCAAUUGCUUUCGCUAUCGCCAAUGAACUUUGAACAACUCGUCAAGAAACCCAUUCCUUUAUUCCUUACUCAAAGUUUGAGAGAUAUGGGCGUAUUAAGCAGCGGAAAAGACUCAAUCCUUGAUAUGGCGGUUUAAACUAAGCACUUCCUUUUGUUGUCUUUUGCUGCCCACUGGAGCCAUGCUUUACUGAGUGUUUUGAUGGCACUAUGACCAUACAUAAUCAAUUCCCAGAGGGCAUUCGAGUCCACGGAAGCCGGUCAAUUAGUUUGACUAAAGGUGUAUUGCACGUUCUGUUCUAAUUAAGAGCUUGUAUAUUAGAACAGUUUAAGCCGUGCUCGCGUGAAAAUAAUCACGAAAGAAAACUCCAGUUCUUGUAACGUGGCUUCAUCUAUGACCGCCUCGAGAGAAGUUAACGGUUUUUUUCGGCAAGAAAACUUAGGAUGAUCGAGUCGAGGCUCAGGUAAGUUAUUGACUACAAGUCGAGUUAUACUUUAACAGUAAUCUUUUUAUACCGUUUCGUUGAGUUAAAAGAUCAAUAACACGGGAUUUAUACUAGACGUAUGUGUUUAAGUGAGACGUAUUGCAGAAAAACACGAUCAUACGGCCGUAUUAUUACCCGACUUAAGACAUUACUAAUCGUUACAUCAAUUAGGAACUUCACAAUGACUAAGCUAGAUCAAUUGUUGCGACAGUUUUUCAGGAGAUUUUAGUCGGAAUGCAAAAUGGGAACACUGAGGUUUUACCCACAUCUUGCGACGACUUUUUCGCCAUUCCUGUUUCGCGCGAUUUCCACUAUGACCUCUGUUUUUUAUUACCUAAUAUGUACAAUGUGAUAAUGUGUCUAGUAUACGGUAUACUAGGAGGUGUUUGUGUAAUAUUAUAUAACACAGCCGAGAACUCCUGCCAUAAAAUUGGUGGUGAUACUCGCCCCUGCCAAACUUGGUGGGAAAACACUGAUUAAACACCGCUACUUUAGCACGCGCGACAGCGUAUGACAAGCAUGUUCUUAUGAAAGACGAUUUUAUGCCAGAAGUUUCACUCUUGAUUGUGCGGAAGAAAACUAAGUUCACGUUGACGAUGUAACUUAUUUUUCGUAAAGUCAGUCGUGUAAAGAAAUUGUUAUUUCACGCCAGCUCUCCCUCGACCAUACAUAUUUCAGUUUUACUUUACCAUAUCUGACCAUUUUGAUUGGCUCUUCAGCUUUCUCUGUUCUAGAUAACAUAAUUUUUUUGUUUUCAAUUAACACGUUCUGUUGUGUUUUGAAGUGGGAUAACACAUUAACUAUGAGUAAGCUCUGCCCAUUUGUCAAAAGCACCUCCUGUUUUCUCGACGCAGUAAAAGUUGUCACUUUUGUUUUUUAGGAUUCUGUUAGUUUCGGCCUCUAGGGUAGAUGUUCUUUUAUUACUAUGCAGGACAGCCAUUGUGUCAGUGUUAGAACUCGUUUAGGUUUAAUAUGUUUUGUUGUCCUUUGGCUAAAACAGUGCAGUCCUUGCCGGAUUAUUCUCAAAACACUGCUUCGCGUCAACUGCAAACUAUAAGUUUGUUUGUUCGCCUAGCCUUUUUAAUGUUCAUUCUAGUUAUACAAAAGUCAUGCCAUAUUGAUAUUUUUUGCGGAAAUAGAGGCUUUUUUGACCACAUCUUUUUUAACAAAAUAUUUUUUUUACAUGGUUCCAUUUGAAGCGGGACCUUUUAAUAGAGUUCCUUCUUAGUGCGGUGUUAUCCAUGAAAUUCAACAGUUUGCAAGGAAUAAGGCUGUUUUGAUAGGCCAACCGACGUGGAUAUUUUUCAGCGCGGAGAGACUCUGGAAACUGAGCCAGUGUCACUGAUUUCUGUACUAAAAUCGGCGCAAUAAUUCCAACACUAUCUAUUUUACAGUACGUGCGGUGUUCAAAGGACAUGACACCUUUAUUUCAAGGCAACAUGGCAACAAGACGCCUAAAGGACUAACAAGGGGCUUCCUCCAGUUAGCAAGGGGCCAAAGACUCCCACAGUUUAUAUCUUCUUCCUUCGUUUUAAAUUGACUGUGUACUGUUGAUCAAAAAUUGAAAUCGAAUUGUUAAUUUGAACUACACAGUUUAACUUCGUUGUUCACCUUCGAUUCCUCUGAUCAUAGUUAACAUAUAUAUGUUAAUUAUGUGUCACGUACCGCGGCGAUACUUGGUAUAGAAACUACUUUUCUGUUGCCACUCGGCAAAGUAUGAGCCAGAUUUGUCUGACGACGUUCACAUGCUGUAGAGCGGCGAACUUCGUUCUUUUUUCAUGUGUUAGCACAAAACUUUAAGAUGUGGACGUACUUUGUUUUCCUGUCAGUAUAAAGAAAGAACGCUUACAUGACCAUACACAGUGUAUUAUUUACGCGGCACAAAGAAAUUAUUACUUAUAAUGCUCUUUUAAUUGCGACAAGCUUUCAUUUCAUCAAGGAAGAGUCUCGCAAAGGAUGAGGUUGUUUAUGUAAAAUAUGGGAAUUGGCCAAGAUUUUCAAACUUCAGAGAGAACAGUUUAAUGAAGAGGCUUUUUUCGUUUGGCUGCUCUAAACAUAAGUUAAAUCCUUUAUACAGCUAAAUUCCCCAAGGUACCGAUAAUACCAAAAAUCAUUAUAAAGGAAUGCUAACGACGCAUGAAUAGAAACGAACUGGCUUUGUUCGUGAUCAGUGAAAAUAAAUACAUACCAGUGGAAUAACAGCUUUGAAAAUGUGUCACAUUUUGUAACUUACCUCCAACAUCUUUGGAUUUUUUGAGUGUAAAAGUACUCGCAGAAUCAUAUUCCGCUGUCGUCGCUCCAUUUGCAUUACCAUUUUGCUUACAGUUCAUUAAUAUUAAUUCAUGAACCAAAAAUUUCAGUACAACAAUUUAUUUACAAGUGAUUGUGUUUGCGAUGACAUAACUCUUUAAAUAAUGAGAUUCAGAAGUAAAUCACUCUAAAUCCAUGUUUUGUCUCCAUUUGGAUAUUACGGACAAUGACUAUAGGAUUACAGUAGAUUACAUUUUAAGAUGUACCUAAUAUCCCUCUUUAGCUAGAACAAAGCAAUGUUUGCUACAGAUGCCUGAAAACGUUAACUGUGCUGGCCAUCUGAAGGCAUUGAACUAUACCCUUGAGUGCCAAAAUAAUAUCGUUAAUGAUGGUUCACGGUGGAAAUGACUGUUGAAGACUUGGCGUGAAGAAGUCAAAUAUGUUGCUUUGAGCACGUGAGUAAACUGACUCUUCGUUCCGUACCGCACAUGGAGUGCUCCGUGCCGUGUCAGUGAAAAUACAGUCAAAGUUCCGGAAUCGUAAUAGAUGACUCUGCUUCUGAAUAGUGAAGGUCAAGCGAAGAAAACGAAAUUAUGUCGAUCACUGAAUGAAUUGUCAAACAAAUAUGAUAAGCAAACUCAUUUAUUACGAUGUAUGAAACCUCUGACGUCAAUUCCGGGGCUUGAGCCAAAUCUUACUGUACGCUUUAAUUGACUUCUGUUUUAAGAGUUAAUCACGUCGCUAUUAGGUAUAUUCUAUUAUGCAUUGAUAGCGCGUUUCAUGAGAAGUGAUCUACAUUUCAAGCUUUUUUGUCUUAUAUCGAUGUAUUAUUUCACAUGUUACAUCACAGUUUGAAACUAAACUGAAUGUAAAACUAUGUAUAACAAAUUUAUAGUCUGCUGCGUGAAAACAUAUUUACAAAGGCUAAUAAGCUUUUUAAGCUAAACUUCCCAGCAAGUAAUAGCAUUAUUUCACUUUCUCAGAGAGAGUUUGACAAAUUCAUGGUACACCCCCGGUGACAAAGUUUGUGAAUCAAUUUUAUCCGUCCAUUUGGCAGAUUAUCUUUGCACACUGUUCUAGAUCUCUAAUUGCAUCGUAAACCACUGUGGCAUAGACAUGGAUCUGAAAAAGUUCCUUCUAAACAACGCCAGUCUACAGUCCCGGCCAAGACGAAGGAGACAUAGCAUUGCCGAUGUACGUUUCUUUCACACUCUUCACGAUAUUCCGGAAAAACCCGAAGAGGAAGACACGGAUAAAGAGCGACGACGCUCAACUGGUAGCUUUAAACAGAGAGAAUUAAGGUCGAGGGCUGCGAGCGAACCGCCUUGUGAACCCACGCAAGAGUACUACGAAGGCACUAAGAAUGUUGAAUCCACUAGCGAAGCAAAUGGCACGAUAGCCUUUUCUUCCGGUGAUUGCAAUGUAGACGAAUCUCCACUUUAUAAGCGAUGCUUCUCUUUCGAGAAUUCCACAGAGGACAAUGAGCAUUUAAUAGAGGCUGUAUCCACAUACGUUCUGUCGUACACAGUUGAUGCAGGUGACGAUGCUUGCAAUACUGGUGAUGUUUCUCCGGCGACCACUGGGUCGUCCUCCCCUCAGGAGAGCUCCAAAGAAACAAGGGACCAAGAGUUAGCUCUGUCUGAGAUGCUCAGGAAAGUUGACACACCCAUGGCCCCUCAUCGAUCUCGACGAGGGAGUGUGAUUGACCCAGAUGUGUUAGAACGAAUAACCUCCCUGAAUCCCGUAGUAGAAUCUCGUCGAUCAAGCAGCAUUGCAAGUGUAUCAAUAAAUCUGAAUGGAUCACCCGAAGAUGGCGAUUGCAAGGUAGGGUCAGAACCAGGGUCGCGCCGUUCCUCCGCAAAGAAUACCGAUAACGACGAAGGCAUGCUUGGAAAGGUUCUUGUAUCUCCUCGCCUAACCAGGAGAGGGUCUUUGAGUGAUGUUCUGCUAUCACUGUCGCCUCAAUUCGACAAGAAAUCCGAUCAUGGUCGAGAAGAAACACCUGGCAACGAUGGAAAAUUCAGUUCAGCACUUCUAUUGCCACACGCAAAUGGUCACGUAAAAGAUCCAUGGAGACCACUUUCUCCUUUGAACUUCAACAAAGGUAAAAUUGAACGUGAUGAAAGUCCAAGUAUCCAAAGACAGGUUAAAAUUGAGAGUCAGGUUAAGAAGGAAAGCGAAAAUGCUCUUGGUAAAAUAAUGAAUUUUCCCAAUUUACUAAAACGUAGGGGUUCUCUUGGAGACGUUUUGCGUACGCUUUCUCCUCAAAUUGGCAGCUCAACAUCCAAAGUUGUUGGCAUCAAAACGUCUUUAAAACCUGCAGCUGAAAAGGAGCGCAAAUGCAACUGUCCAAGCAAGGACAAAGAUGGCAGGAGGAUAUUAAAAAGCCCGGCUCUAACUAGAAGGGGUUCCAUUGGAAAUGUCCUCAACACGCUGUCUCCAAACUCAGCUAAAAGAUGCCCGUCGCCAUCUGCUUUGACCAUUAAAUGCGACACUGAUGACGCUCAAUCAGAGAAGAGGUCACUCAUUGGACCAGAGGUGCCAAAGUCCAAAGAUGUUCAGGGGUCACCCAGUGAAGCUCGUCCCAAAGGUCUGCUGGCUAUCGUUCAGCAACACGUGAUCACCCACAGCCAGGCCAUGCAGCGGAAGCGGAGGAAUUCCAUUGCUUCUACCAAGCCGCCCACAGGAACUUUGGAAUUUUCCUUGAGAGAAUCGUUAGACACUGGAGAGUGGGGAAAUGAAAGUAACCCCGAAAACGAUCGUAAAUCAUCCGUCCUGAACACAGCAGCAUCUAUCAAGGAUUCCUUGUCAAACAAACACAACAAGGGCAACGACAACAGCAACAGCAAUAGCGUCAACGGUAACAACAUUAACACCGAAUCAAAAGAUAGUGCAAAGAGAUGUGGCCCAUCGGACGAUAUGCGCAACUCAAAUGGCCCUGGUAUGGUUCUCAAUCAUCAAGUGCAAGGUACAGCCAAAGACUCAAGUCCAUCUGAACUUAGCAAGUCCAAGGAAAAGUCUCACAUUAGAGCCGAUGGUGACGUUAAUUUUCCCGUGCCCAGGCAACUGGUUGCAAGCGAGAGUAUGGAUGUUCCUCGAGUGCAGUCUCCGCAGAGAAAAAUCAGCGCUCCACUUCCUGCGAGAAGCGUUGCGCCUCCUCAAAGGAAGAGCAGUGUCAACGUGAUUAAACGUCCUCCUAUCACCUUUGUGAUUCCAAACGAUACAUCUGGAAGAACAGAAGGGAGGGUAAAUCAACCGAAUUACCAACACUCAAGUGGUGUGGGGUUCGAUAAUUCGCGUUUCCUUCCAUUAAGCCAGGAGGAGGCUGAUGAUUAUUCCAGGAUCAAAAAAACAGAGGCAAGUAAGUCAGCCACGACUAAUUCGACCAUUACAAUGAGUUCGAGAGUGACUGUUCAUGGUGGAGGUGGAAAAGGGAUCGUGCGUAAACUUGGAAUAUCUCCGAAACAGCCGCCUCUAAACGAUUCCCUUCCCACGGAGGAAAGGUUUGCGGCACUCAGCGAGAGGUAUGCUUCUUUGAAGGCGAAACUCGAGGGAAGUGACAGUAAGCAGAAAACACAAGAUCCUUCUUCCAAACCUUCCGAAAAGAGUGAACAAAAUCCAAACACUGACGAUAAAUUAACCCAAUCGAAAUGCUGGACAACUGUCGAAAGUAUUCCACUUCAACAAUUUGCAGUUCAUCGAGUAUCUGAUAAACGUGUUGCUUCAAUCGAAGGUACAUUGACUGCCAAAGAUGGAGGUAAGCAAGGAACAGACAGCGAAGUAAACGGUAUUAAUUUGGAACCACGUACAGUCACAAGUAGUGAGUACAGCCACGUGAGUGGGAAAGAAUUGAUGGGCGUCAUGGAAACAACAAGCAAGACGAAUAGCAUCGAGAAUAGUCCUAACGUAGACGCGAAUAACAAUAUUACACCCAGUAUUGCCAAAAUACAAGUAGAGAAUGAUGGAGUGGAGGACAUUUCUUCUAUGGCUAAUGCCGGUAAAACAGCUCUUGACUUAAGACCCGACUCUCCAUCCCAACAGUCGAGAACAAAUGUUCUCGCAAAGCUGAUGAACAGAAAAAUGGGUCCCAGAAGAAAGCAAAGCAUUGUCCCUCGUGUGACGAAAAGAAGAUCGAAGAUUUAUACAGAGAGCGUUAGUGGUAGCAACAGUAUACCAGCGUCUGCAGCACAGUUUGAGAGGAUAAGAACGGUUGUCGAAAGUUCUGUCCUUCGUGCACCGGUACGACAGGAGGCUGUGAAUAUCCGAGAGCUGUUGAACGGCCUCUCUUCCUGUUUGACUGAAGUAGAGUUGGUCGCCAUUUGCAAAGAGUGUUCCAAGACGUUGCGGACCCUGGAUGCGCUGGGAAGUUUGCCUUCUUACGUGUCCCUGGAAACCGUAAUCAUCAACCCAAGUGGUACCAUCAAGUUCAAGCACCUCAGCACAGGAGUUUCUAUUGAUGACCUGUUCCUGGCUCCAGAAUACUCUAACAAGUUUGCAUCCGAGAAGACAUGUGUUUUCAGUCUGGCUGCCACCCUGUGGUCAGCAGCUGACUGGCGGUUGACAGAGGCAGAGAAACCAUCAUUAAGUCGCAGACUCCAAGAGCUGCUGGUAUCUAUGACAGAGGAUGCCCAGGAUGCCAGGCCAGGCUUGUAUGAUGUGCUACAAACAUGCGAAUCCUUACAGAACGAAGGUGAUAUGACGUCACGAGAAAGAUGCCAGGCUUUACUAUGGGAGUACCAGGCUUCCGAGGCCAUAGAAAAGGAUGACACCACAAAGAAAAAAACAGCAGAAGAGGAUAAGAAGCAUCACGACACUCUGAUGGGGUCGAUCUCUGUGGCGGCUUCAUUCAAAGGCUUUCUUAAACAAACGGCAAAGCCUGAAGAACGGAAUCCCUUCGUCAAGGCUCAAAAUAAGCAAGAACCGUCCAGUAAUGUCGAUUGGAAGCCCACUAAAGAAUUGCUAACGAACAAAGUAAUUCCCAAGUCAGAAGAAGCAAAAGUGGAGAAGAAUACUCUUGCAGAGGAUUCGCAAAAGGACAAAGUCACAUCUAGCGUUUGUUCGAAAGGCGAUAGGGAAAUCCCGUUAUCUGAUUCCACAAAUGACAAGUCUAACACUGUAAAUGAUGCGAAUAACAACCAAGACACUUCCACGGAACGCAAACGGGGCUAUUUCCUGACUGAGGAUCAAAAAGAACAGCUUUUAUCUCUUCUAGCAUCAGCUAAGCUGAACAAGAACCCUUUCUCUGCCGGUGAGAACGAUCAAGGAAGCGAGGAAUCGAGAAAGCCAGCAGAGGAGCGACCCAUUAAGCCUCCUUCGCCAUCCUUAUAUGUCUAUCCACACUACGGCCAAUCUGAAGCCCAGAUGAUGUUCAGCCCCAUAACGCCAGCUGGGCGUUCUGCCUCUCCAAGCGUGCAUUCUGAUGUAAGCGACAACCAAAUGCCUUCCGUCCCUAAUGCCACAUUUGUGCCUAUCGCCGUUGCUAUGCCCAGUGUAGCCCCUUUACCGAUGUCCCCAUUCUGGUACAUGCCCCAGGGAGGAAUAAUGCCUUAUCCUCAACAAGCCAUGUCCCCUAUGCCAUAUGUUUCUAAUGAUGCGUCCGUGACAUUGAAUCAGUCAGUUGUGUCAACAGAUAACGAUCUGAGUGAGGCCUCUGAUAUGGUACCUAGACCAAAGAAAACAAGCAGUACAAUACCAAGGUUUGAUAAAUCGGAAAGUUCAAAAUCAGACACAAAACAACAAACGAGGCUUUCCACUGCCCAAGAGAACAGCAAGGGGUCCAAGCUUCCUCGUCCCAUUUGGCAAACACCAAUUGCGAAGAGCAGAUCAACUCCAGUUGAAUCAGAAGCAAAUUCCAAUGUUGCUCGACGAAGGGUACCGAUAACUAGUGAAUCCAACGAACUUAGCGAAGAGAUCAAACUAGUUCGUGCGAAAACUCCUUCUCCUUCCUUGGGAAGACGAGCGUCUCCCAGAGAGGCGACUCCUCCUCGCUCCCAAACGCCUCCCGUUUACUGGAGAAGAGAGGGAUUGAACUUGUCAUCUGAUGAUAAACCCCUUACACGAGUAUCAACGGGUUCCUUCCCAAACUGGCGUCCCCCGAGCCCAUCUACCUCACAGGAUGGGCUGAGAAGAUCAAUCUCGUCUCCGUCAGGAUCGAGACCAGACAAUCCUGUGCAAAGACCCAGGACCCAUAGUAGACCAUCCAGCCCCGCAGGAUCACGAUCCGAUAGUCCCGUUUCCAUGCUUGUUUCGAAGUUCGAGCAAAUGUCUCAAGAGUCUGUAGACAACUCUCCAAGGGCUCGUUCUAACUCCGUGACGUCCAUGAUAUCAAAGUUUGGUUCUUCGUCUCUGGUACCUGAAGAUCGCAUUGUUAAGGGACAAUUUAAGCCCAAUCUUUCUGCCUCAGCUCCCCAGCCAGCUUCUAAGACUGGUCCUCUUCGUCCGUCGUCGAAGCGUGACGGAGCACAUCCCGCGUCAGAUCAUGAACUGUCAACUUCGAGGCCUGGUAUUCCUACCUCGUCUCGCGAUAGAACUAGGACAAGUGAGUCAUCAGACGACAGUGGGCGGUCAUCAGUCAGCAGUUCCGCUGAUCCCCGCGAAGUUCAACGCAGUGGAUCAGAUUCAGGUUCGACUGACGGCAGACAAACCAUGCUUUCUGUCGAAGGUCGGAAUCGCCUGUCAUCCUCCCAAGGAAGCCUUGACAUAGAGAAUGAAUCCACUGUUGAUAAAUGUCACGAGCCCAGAACAAGGCUGUUAGAGAACAUAAGGAGAUGGACGUCUCAAGAGAAUAUCAUGAGAGACAGUAGCCCAUCAAAUGUUCUUGGGAAGAACGUCCAAGAGCGUUUAGUAUCUGGGCUCUCUUUGACUAACGAUUAUCCGACUAAAAAGAAUAAGGUGGAUGAGAAAUAUAGUUCAAAGACAACGAAAGAAAGAAGCCCAUCUGGCAAUGUCUCUUCCACUCCUUCCGGGAGAGGUUCAUCAAGUACUGAUCUAAGAAAUGAUUACCUUAUCAAGCCAAAUCACACAUCCGAAAAUUUGUCGAAACCCUGGCAAACCAAAGAUGGCUCGUCAAACGAACUUACUAGAAAAUCGUCUCUUGAUUCUGAACCAGUCCGAGAAAAAGGCUCGCCGCGAACAAAACCAAGGAAUCUGUGCUUUCUUCCAGAAAGAGACCCUUCUAUUCAAUAUUGCGAUGUCAAAAGUCCUAAGGACCUCCUCUGUUCUCCGACAUCAAACGCUCAUAAGUUUGAGAUCCCCGUGGAUUUGGCAAUUUUAGAAGCCACAAGGCCGACAGUUUCUUGUCCAGUGAGUUCUGUGGGCGGAUUUGGUUUGCCAUAUGGUGGUGUGGAUGGAACUAUUCUUUUUCCUACGUUUCCUUUAAGUCCAGGAUCACUGAAGGAUUUUAAGCCAUCAAACUACUUUACAAACGUCACUUUAAAAUGCGGGGAAAUGGAACCUGAGCGAGACACAAACUGUCUUCCAAAGAGAUCUUCUCGUGACAGUAUAGAAGGUGCUAGCUCUGAUACGGUCACAAAUAGGAGAAAUGCAUCGGAUAACUAUGUGAAGCGAUUCGAGAGAAAAAUCCUUCGCAGCACGGGUGAUAUUGAGAACGAAGACCCUCUUCCAAGCUCCGCUAACGGUACACUUGAAGGUUUAAACUGCAGGGACGCUAAAACUGCUGACAAUGUCAGCAAAAAUUGUUCAACUCUGACUGGAAAUCCAAACACUAAAAUGGAUACUAAAAGUAAUCCUGGGCUUGGCCCAGGAUGUUCUUCGACAGUCAAAAGCUCGUGUGGUCUUUCUACGACCCAAGGGUCAUCAACUACCCCACUGACUUCAGAGGAUUCCCAGACUCCAAGAACGCAAUCUAGAACCGAUCAAAUUGUGAGGUCAAGGCAUCCAUCAGGUGACAGUCCUUCUUUGAAAGACAAUGCUUCUCCGUCCAGAAAUCCUCCGUCACCAAUGUCACUUAGAAAACUUGUCUCAAAUCCUAUGCCUCAGAAGCAAACUACUUCGGAAACCAGAACCUCGAGAUCCAAACGAAAUUCACUACCUACUUCACAACCCAUCAAUCUUUUAGGAAACCGCGAUUCUUCAAGCCUUCCGCGGAACGGUCCGCUGCCGAAAAGUUCAUCGCAAACUAAUUUAUCACGUAGCCCAAAACAAGUCCACAAAAGCUCUUCACAGGACAGUUUAUCGGUACAUCAAACAGCGUCAGACUUUUCCAGGAGUUUCCUGGGGGAAGGAUCUGUUUUACAUCGAAGGAAGGACAACGGAAAUGUCGGUAAAAAUGAUCCACAUUCCAAAGCUGUUUCUACGAGUAAUCCUCAUGCGAAGGGAAACGACGUAACAAGUUCUAAUGCAAAUACAAACCCUGGAAACCCCCAUCUAUCAAUAGAGAGACACGGGGCCAAAGAAUGCUCAAGAGAAAGGAACCUUUACUCUUCCAAUCCGCAUUAUCAGGGCAAUAAAACCACAAGCAGCACAUCCUCUUCGUCAGCAUCAAGUCCUUUAAGGUACCCUUACACUCGAAGGGGAAGCACCCCUGCCAAAGGUAGCGCUACUAUCAAACCUCCUCCCAAAGCAGCCAGCAAUCCCACCUCUCCCCUCUACCCGAAGUCACCAAAAGGGCACAUUGAGUUCUUUGGGGCAGCCGGGGCUACCUAUCCUGGCAACCCAAGUGGGUCACCUAAUGCACGAGAUCCAAAACUGGAGCAGAAGGAAUUAAGAGGAGGUCAGCAUAACCCAGAGACACGGCAGCGAGGUCAAAGCAGCGAAGAGAGAAGUGGUCCGGCCAACCCUUCAGAGAGAGUCUCCAAAUCGUCUUUGUUCUCUGUUUUACCUACUGAAGAUCAAUUCUCAGAAAACUUGAGUUCUGUGGAUACUCCUAGAGAUUCAGAUGUAUUCUACGUUCCCUCCUCUGAGGAAACUUUGUCUAAACGUAGAGCGACAUCAGGGAAAACUAACAAGCGAUUUCCGAGUAGCUCCUCCUCCGAUAGUGGAUUAAACAUGUCAGAUCCUGACGAGACUCAAAAACGUAGCGGAAAGGAGAGUAAGGGUAAUCGACUGAAAUCUCCUCCUACCUCUCCGUUGCAUUCGCCCUCGCCAACAUCUCCAAAGUUUCUGACAGGUACCAGUAUUUUCUAUGAUCCGAUAGAGCAACAAAAUCCCGUUCCCUCGUCAGAAAAAGGGUCAAGUGUUGCACUGAAAGAUCCAGCAAAUGUGGCUGUUCUAUCUAGAAGUGUUCAACCCGAGGAUGCUUCAAAUCCCUUUCAGACCUCAUCGGCAAAAUCUGACAGAUCCCCGACCAAAAUGGCACCAAGUGAUAGCGAUAAGUUCAAGAAUCUUAAAGGCGACGUGUCCAAAAUGACGGAUAAGCGCUCUGUGGACUCCAGUGAAUGCUCUAACAGUCAUUCGGAAAAAUCUAGAGAAGUACCUUCAGCCGUGAAGUUAGCGGCGCUCGCUCAUACCGGGAAGUCAACUCCCAAAGAGUUUGUUGCUGCUUCUACGCCACCUCCCGACAUUUCAGGCAGAACUUCCAGCAAAAGCCCUCCUUCCUCGUCAAAAGUCGAUUCUAAGGAGCUCCUAGGCCAACUAGUUAAGAAGGUGUUAAAUUCAGCCGCAGUUAAGCAAGGUUCUUCUCCAAAGGCCUCGUUUGCUGAAUCAGCGAUUCCAGCGGCAAAGGAAGGUGUCAAGGGAAAGCGCCCACAAGGAAAAAUGUUUUUCUUGCCAGAUGAGACGAUAGAAGCGGUAGAAAAGGAAAAAAUAAGUCGCCAGGGGCAAACUCCAACAGGCAGUAGCUCAAACCAUAAACCAAGACUGUCAGAUUCUGAUAAAGCUUCAAAGAAAAAGGAGCAAGAACUUUUAGAUUCAAAAGAAAGCACUACUGUGCGAAAUCAAGAAGACGUUGCUUCUGCUGUUAGCCCUCGAUCGUUUCCUGUGGUCGAUAUUGAAACAACUAUCUCUCCCAGUAAUGCUUCAAAGGAUGAGAGUUCUUCGCCCGAGGUGUUGUCCUCCAGUGUGUCUUCGUCAGAGGAGAAGGGUGUUCUCUCCAAGAUUAUCGACAUGAUACACGACGAGUUUGCAUUUGAUGGCUACAUGGAUGAUGGAGUGGAAGACGUCAAUAUGGCUGAGUAUGUGCUGUCUUUGGCCGGAAUGAGCGAGGAAAACUUCAAAGAGGCCAUUACCGAUCAGUACAAUGAUUUGUAUUGGGACGAGGACCUUCUUCAUGAUAUGUACGAAGCUGUCACAGGCGGAGAACAGAGUAGAAGGCCAACCUUGCAAUUCUCUGAGAGCACUGUCAGUGACAUCAACCCUCCGGAGUCUAUCAACCUGUCUCGCGAGGAAUCCCACCUCAGUCUGGAGCCUUUGUAUUUUAACUCCAUCUCCAGAAGCAGCAGUGAGAGGAGCGGGACUGGGGCGAAGGACAUUCUCAUGUCUCCGCUAGGAGAAGCUACCGAGUUUCUGCCCAUCAAAAUUAUUGCUCCUGAAAUGCAAGCGGACAUCCAAGAAUUGUUAACACCUAUUUUUGACGACUAUCACAGAGUAAUGGGAGUCAAACUGGCAACGAGCGUGGAGGAUCUGACGGAAAAACUGGGAACUAAAAUUAUGGAAAUCUCUCAGCAGCUAAUGUUGGAGCGAAGAGCUAAGAAAAAGAGCAUGAAUUCCUACAACAAGAUGGCGGAUGUGGAGAAUAAGAAAGAUGUGAAAGACCUGGCCUCUAAACUGGUCAACGAAAUCGAGGAAUGUGAUAAGAAAAUUAUUUACUUAAAAAAUGUUCAACGACAAUUGAGGAGUGUGUACGCCGAGCGCUUUGGAGUAGAUACAUCGCUACUGUAUUCAUUUCUUGUGAGCUAUAACAAGAGCUGUGUGACGUUAGUACCGGAGUUGAAUAAUAGCUUCUUAAACUUUUCUCCGAUAUGGAACCAGAGGGUGAAUGAAAGCACAGAUAUCGUAGAUGAGUCACUAACUGGCCCCUCCCUUCAAUCAGGGACCAAACUUGGCUUGUUCUCUUAUCUCUUCGACAGACACGCCAUGAGUCAGGCUUAUGUACGAUACUUUCUUUACACUUUCCGUUACGUUUCCACUGCUCAAGAACUGUUCUCUUUCAUCAGAGAAAAAUGCUCAGCCUCUCUAAGAACGGACUCCUCUGGUCAGGUGUAUAACCAUCAGCUUCAGAUCCGAUACCGUGCUCUGGACCUGUUGUCUGAGUGGAUUGAUGGUUACUAUCGGUUUGACUUUAAAACAAAUCCCAGUCUUAUCAAAGAGCUGCUUGCAUUUGUUAAAGAUGAGUUGAUUCUCGUGGAUAGAAGCGAAAGAGGUCAUUACUUGAUGGAACUUAUUACAGAGAAACAGAAAAGGGAUUCAAACAAUAACAUAUGGUCAGAUGAACCCAGUGAUUUCGUGGCUGUACUGCAGCUAGAGGACCCCCAAGCAUCGUAG